AUCAUAUCUCUGUAGAAGAAUACCAUUUUAUAAGUUAAAUAGGAUUUCACAAAACUAUCGUUACUUUAGUUAUUUCUUCUCUAUUGUGCAUAAUAAUCGGAUAUAAAAUCUAUAAUGCCCCCAAAAUUGGAGCAGACCGUCAAAAGGUCAACAAGAUUAUCGCUGUCGCAACAAGGUCAAAGGAAACCAUUCAAUAAAGAAGCUUCUCGGCGUCAAGUGAAAGUAUCAAAACCAACUGUAGAUGAUUUUGGAGGGUUAUUUUCUAAUGAACCCGUAAAACCCGAAGAUCAGUUAAAACUGACUGAAGAAGAAUUAGAUGAGCCGUUGGGCAAUGUUCUGCUGGUCGUCGAACCACCCGAAAAAUCGGCUCGGGUUACUUACAGUUAUAGAGUAGGAGAAUAUUUGCCAGCCAAAAAAGGUCAACCUUACGUUGAACUAAUUAAUUUAAAGUCAACGUUACUUCACAGCGAAUCGACGGACGCGAAUAUUCAAAUCGAAAACGAAUUAUGUAAGGUGGAAGAAGACUUGGGCGGAGAUGACGAAGACAGUAAUGUCAACGAAGGGGGCGAAGAAGGCGAUGAAGGUGAUGACGUAGCAGCCGGUUUAGCCGAUGUUGUAGUACAAGGAGAAAUGGAGGAGGGGGAAGGUGAGACCGAAGAUUUUCAAAUCGAAGAAGCCGAAGUCGAAGACGAAAUGGACGAAGACGCCACGUCAAAACCUAAAGCCACAUCAGAUUCGGACGAAGACGCACCACCGGCAAUAGCCAAGGAGGAAUCUGCCAUAACAUCUAAGAGUCUACCGAUCACACAGAGAUGUGUGACGAAAAAACUGAUGAAUCAAUUUAAUUUCUUUGAGCGUUGUGCGCAGACUGAAGAAAUCGUUAUGAGGGAAAAAGGUGCUCAGACAACGCCCCCCGAAAAAGAUGACUUUAACACGCAUGUGACGCAAUGGAUUAUUUACGACGCCUACAGCGAGGAUUUCGCAAGACAACAGGAAGAAAAGGAGAGAGAGAAGAGGGAAAAAUUAGCCACGCAUGCCAGCAAAAAAAACACGGCCAAACAGAAGAAAAUUGAAGUGGCGGAAGACCAGACCGAAAAAAAAAUGUUAAUGGCCGCAAAAUUUUUAGAACGAAUAAUCAAUCUUAACGCUAUGGACGCUAUAGCUCAAGAUUUUCGUUACUACGAAGACCCGUCGGAUCAGUUUAGGGGCAGGGAAGGAACUCUCUUGCCGUUAUGGACGAUGGCAUACGAAAAAGCAGACUCACUGUAUGUGACCGACAUCAGUUGGAGCCCUGAUUAUUUUGAUAUGUUCGCCGUCACGCUUGGAACUCCACAAGGACACAUACCGUUGACGGACAGCCCGGAUAUUGGUUAUCUUUGCUUAUGGUCUCUGAAGAACCCUUCGUAUCCGGAAUACAUAAAUCAAACGCAUUGCGGAGCCAUGUGUUUGGAUUUCCAUAGCCAACACGGGUUUCUCAUAGCUGUAGGUUUUCACGAUGGUCAUUUGGCUGUUUAUAAUGUGAGUUUGCCAACUAAAGAACCGCAGUACAUGACGGACUCGGUAAAUUCGAAACACAAAGGCUGCGUGAGACAGGUAGUAUGGGCCAAGGAUUUGCCGGACGGCGAAAUGAACUUCUAUUCAAUAUCUGAAGACGGUACCGUUUGCAAUUGGUUGCUUAUGCAAAGCGAAAUGUCCAAAACUAUUAUCGUCACGUUAGUGUUGGACAUGGAACCGCAAAUAACUUUAGGCGGGAUAAGCGAAAAACUCAUUGGGCGGGGCACGACGAUAGCGUUCCAUCCUGAGAACAACGGGUUAUACUUAGUCGGGACCAACGAGGGAUAUAUAUUCAAGUGUAACACUGAGUGGAGUUCGUUUUUCAUGCAAAAAUUCAAAGCUCAUGAAAUUUCCGUAUACCGAAUUGAUUACAAUAAAUACGACCCAAACAUUUACAUAUCGUGCAGUGGAGAUUGUACGGUUAAAGUUUGGGAAGACAAGUCAGACACUGCGUUGUUGACGUUCGACUUGUUGUGGAGCGUAUCCGAUGUGCUCUGGUCGCCGUUUUCCAGUACUGUUUUCGGUGUCGUUACCGAAGACUGUGACAUGGUAUUCUACGAUUUGGACGCGGACAAAUAUAAAAAUAUUUGCAGUCAACCUAUACAGCCGGAAAAUCAGUUCCAACUAACCAAAAUGGCUUUUAAUUGGCGAAUGCCGAUCGUCGUCGUAGGCAGUUCGAGGAGUCACGUGGUAGCAUUGAAAAUGUCGCCCAACUUGCGUCUGGUGAUGAAGCCGCCGAAAAAGGGCAAACAUUAUACCACGCAAAUGCUGGAAUUGGAAAAGUUACACAAAGCGCUGGAUUCUACCAGAGAACCGGACAGCUCAGUAAUUCCCGCAGAUGACGACACGACAGAUACAUAGAAAUCCCAUAAAAGACCAUUUUUGUUAAAAAAUAGUUGUAGAAUUAUUUAAAUCUAGUUUCUUCGAAAUGCGAUUAUUUGAUUUUCCGUUGUCAAUAAAAGGAAGUAUUUUAAAGGGUAUCGUAAGACAAUUUGAAAUCAAAUACCUAGUGGCAAACACAUUUUGUAAACCGGAACUAAAUUGCUAUACUUAAAUGACUUGUCCAAAGUCCAUCACUUCAGAAUCUACGGUUCAAUAUGUUUUUAAUGUUUAUUACAACGCAUACACUAUUAGUGCAGAUUUUGAACAUCACAUUGUAUUGUUCGGCAUUCGGCAAAAUAAAGAUUACAAUACAUUUAUUAUUCUGUUCGUAUUAGACA
This is a messenger RNA of Adelges cooleyi (spruce gall adelgid), 2774 nucleotides long. RefSeq names its product dynein intermediate chain 2, ciliary-like. Gene Ontology annotation, cellular component: outer dynein arm. Gene Ontology annotation, molecular function: dynein light chain binding; dynein heavy chain binding. The transcript is spliced from 11 exons. The coding region runs from base 115 to 2415 and encodes 766 amino acids. Lineage: Eukaryota; Metazoa; Arthropoda; Insecta; Hemiptera; Adelgidae. Gene Ontology annotation, biological process: outer dynein arm assembly; cilium movement. The record is from RefSeq and is a predicted model, not a curated record.